CAUUUUACGGCAGACACCACAGAGACUCAGCUCAGUGCCAUAUCUAGCCAUUAAUGAGUCCCCAUCUGGCUCUGUCGCUUUUCUGUCCAGCCAGACCCAUGCCAGUGCAAACAUGUUUAAGCCUCAUUAAAUGAAUACACAUAUUAAAAAACUACAUCUGUGACAUAUAUGUCACUUGUAUAUUUUAUAUUAAUAUUGAGUAUAAAGAAUUGCAUUAAAAAAAAACUUAGUGUAGGUAAGGGGAAUGAUCAAAAUUUGUAUACAAGUUUUCAGCAGUGGCCUACUUCAGAGGGUGGAAAGGGGUGGCUUCCGAAAUCUUUCUAUUAAAAUAUUUAGUUGUCUUUUUCUCUCUCUCUUUAAAAAGACAUCUUUUAUUGAACAUACUACCACCCAAUUGUAAAGUUAUGUGCAGUUGCCCGAAUCAUUGAACCAUUGAAGUUGUAUUUUUUUUAUUUUUCUCAUCUUUAUUUUUGAGGGAGACAGAGAGAGACAGAGACACAGAGUGCCAGUGGGAGAAGGCAGAGAGAGAGGGAGACACAGAAUCCGAAGGAGGCUCCAGGCUCUGAGUGGUCAGCACAGAGCCUGACAUUGGGCUCGAACUCAUGAAUGGCAAGACCAUGACCUGAGCCAAAGUCGGACACUCAACCUACUGAGCCACCCAGGUGCCCCUGAACCAGUGAAGUUUUAAAAUGAGAAAGACCAUUCUCUGCCUACCUUUCUUUCCUUUUCCUACUCUGCUGUGAGGUAAGCAGUGUUUCAGCCUGGCACAUAUCCUUCCACAGCCUUCUGCAUCAUUAUACAAAAAUAGAAACAUACCAACGCAUAUGGGAUGUUGGAUUUUUCUUUUUUAGAUCAUUGUCUUUACACAAAUGGAAUCCUACUGUACUCAUUUUUUACUUUCUUUAACAGUAUGUCCUGCCCAUACCAUAAAUAGAUACAGAUUUAAGUCAUUGGUUUUAAUGGACGCAUGUGAUUUCAUCAUAUGAAUGUAACCUCAGCUUAUUCUCUGGCACAUGUAUUGACAGAUCCUUCAAUUAUUUUGCAACAUUUGCCUCUGCAAACAGUCCUGUAAGCAUGUCUUUGUACGUAUGUACUUCCUUUGGUCCUAGGGUUUGGACCCCAAGAACUACGUGUACUGUAUACAUUCAUAUAAUUUUGCAGUUUUAUUUUCUACCAUGAGCAGAUUAUUUCUUUAUAAUCAGAAAGAUUUCAAGUAAAAUACAUAGAGCUCGAUUUUCACACAUUCACACCCACACACAGACAUACCACACAAACUCCAAAGCCAGCAUGAAGGAUUUAUCUUCCAAAAGCAGAGUCACAUUUAUUCAAAGAUUAAUGUAACAUUGUUGGGUGUUCAGCAUUGGGUUUCUGUGGUAAAAAAAAAAAAAUGUGUAAAGACAUAUGGUCAUGGCACAGAGAGUGUUUUUGUUAUUUUAAAAUUUGGGGGAAACUGGCAAACAGUUCUGGCAGACCAUAAGUUCUCUUUGCCUACUCAGCUGAGUGGAAGAAAGCUACACACACACACACACACACACACACACACACACACACGUGUGCGUGUGCACACAAACCUCUUGAAAAGAAUCCCAAAGUUACGUCACUUCUACUUUUUCAAGGGCUGUUCUGUAUAUGGGAGUAGGUUUGACCUUAAAAAUGUAUAGUUAGGUCAACCUCAGACUCCAGAAUUCAUCCUCUUUCUGCCCCCCCAGAAAGGGCGUUUUACUGAAAUAAAACCCAUGGCUGGUUGCUUCUGGGGUGUUGCUUCUGAAGUUGUUGACUGGAUACUCUAAAGUCGGCCAUAUUGGAUUUCUGAAUUGGUUUGAGGUAAAUUUCAUUGUUAUGCAGCAAGAUAUAAUUCAAACCAGUCUCUGGAAAAAUAACAAUUACAGAACACAGUCGUUUAUGGGGAAUUAGCAAACCCACAGAUAGGGUACGUGGGGAGGUCCGUGUGCACUUUGUGUAGUCAGACUGAGGUCGAGAUGAAAUAAAAGCCCUAUUUUGAGACUUAGGCUGUGUGUCAGGAUACUGCCUUGUAGGUAAAAUGGCCACAGAAAAGACCCUGGUGUUACUUGAGUAAGUAAACCUUUUUUAAAAUUUUUUUUAUUUUUUUUAUUUUUGAGACAGAGAGAGACAGAGCAUGAAUGGGGGAGGGUCAGAGUGAGAGGGAGACACAGAAUCCAAAACAGGCUCCAGGCUCUAAGCUGUCAGCACAGAGCCCAUCGCGGGGCUCGAACUCACAGACUGCGAGAUCAUGACCUGAGCCAAAGUCAGACGUUUAACCAACUGAGCCACCCAGGUGCCCCAGUAACUAAACCUUUUGGAUGGAGUCCAGUCCAGCCUUCUCCUAUUUGUGUCGAAUUCCACUCUGUGGGGACUAGUGAUGUCACAGGGUCAUUGUGAGUAAAUGGUGGGUAACGCCUAAGUCAAAGAGUAAUGGCACAUGCUCUCAGCUUAGGAGGAGGAGGAGCUAACUGCUGACACGUUUGCCCAUCUACCUCAGCAUGCCUCGUGAGCUUGAUUUGCACACAAGGCACAAGGACUGUGUUAGCUCUCAUCUCAGUAAUGCUUUGUGGUUCAGGGGAGACAGACCCCUCAAUAAGGAUGUGAUGAGAGUUUUGGAUCUUCUUGCCAAAAAAUGCACAUCCUCCUCUUCUCUCAUUCUUUCUCAUUGCUCGUUCCUUUCAUGCGUGCGCUCACACAAUUUUACGGGACUCAGACUCCUUGGAACCCAUCCAUGAACCUGUUAAGAAUUUCUAUGUUUGUAGGGUCCUAGACAAAGCUCUCAAAAUCCUUAUUCUCCCUCAGCCAAGACUAACUCCGUCCUAAAAUGGGCUUUCCAUUUUCCCACUUGAUAAAUGCCCAUCCGUAGGAAGAGUUCACACUGUCGACCUGCAUAUGAGGUGCCAAAUAAUGUGGGAAACAAUAGACGGUGAUUUAGGGAGACAGGAAGGACCUUCCUUUCUUGGGAUAAGUUCAUCUGCGACCCUUGCUUCUCUAGUGGGGUUUGAAACUUGUCUCUUUUUCUACAUAGGUCUGAGGAAGCUUAGUGUGAAUGUAAAUAUGGCCUCCUCCCAAACUAGCUCCAUACCUAAGAGCAUAUACCCCCAGAGCAAACACUCUACCUGACAUUUAAGGUCAGGACCACAAUAAUAGUUUGAAACUCCCAGGAGCUCCAAGAACAGUGAUGGCAGUGGUUGAUGAAAUAAUCUCUGACUUGUACUCUUACUAUAGUCAGAUCAUCAAAGGCAGGCUUCUUAUUUCUCUUGGAGUGACAGCCCCUCUCAUACAGGGGCAAUUUUUGGCCUGCCUCCUUCAGAAAGGCAGGUUAUAAACUUUAAGUUUUGUCGUUCACAGAGUGGGGUGAGUUCUCAAUACCAUUAACGUUCAUUUUCUCACACCCAACAAUGAAAGUAAUAGUAGUACAUUUAAAAUUAAGUUUGUAGGCCUCAGUAAAUGGAGAAAACGAACAUGGAGUGUUUGUAUAGGCCUUGGCACAUCUAAAGUGCUAAGUAACUGGAAGUUUGAAUUGAUGGCUAUUUAUUGUUAUCUAGUGGUAGCUGUUUAUUGGUCUCAGACCCCACAGGGUGGGGCCUUCCAAAUUCAGUGUACCUUGAAAGAUUUCUGUUUUUCGACAGGAUUCACAUAUUACAGAGUUCGUAUCUAAAAUCUAGGGGUUGGGGGCUGCCCACCGGGACCUGUGUUUAACCAUGUAGCUCUCUCUGUUCACCAAUCAAGAGCCCAUGAACUUGUUUGACAUCCUUCAUGAAUGAGGAAAGAAUUCUGUAGCAAAGUCUUUUCCAGUUCACUCAAAGUAUUCAUGUGUCUCAUAUCCAAGCAUAUAAUGCAAGGAAAUGGCAGGAAAUGGCAAGUGGGGGCAGAUUCCUCAUCAGUCACCAAAGCAAACUUAGAUUCUUGGCUGCUAUUAAUUUAUCUUUUAAAUAAAGGGGAAAAUCCUGUGGAUCAUUAACGCAUUGACAAAUUUUAAACACUUCACCCAUGAGUCAAUCAAUCUCUCUCUCUCUGUAAACUGCUUUUGGCUUUUUUUUUUUUUUUAACCCGUUUCGUUCUCUUUUACCUAAGUAUUUCCUCCAAAAUGAAUUUUAAACUUCUUUGUUGUGAAUGAAAUGGGAAUAAUUACCGUACCUAAAACUACAUCAUAGGAGUAAUUAAGGCGAUCAUGCAAUAUCCCAGGAAUAAAUAGAUAGCAUAACUUAAGAUAAAUCAAAAGAGAUAAGUUAAAGGGUUACUCUCAAGGGUAUGGUAAGAGUGUGGGGCAUAUUUUUCUGUAAAGAGCCAGAUCGUAAAUAUCUGCAGCUUUGGAGGCCAUGUGGCCUCUGUUUCAACUGCUCUGCUGUUAAGUGCAGAAAGCAGCCAUAGACAGCACAGAAAUGAAUGCUUGUGGUUUCCAAUAAAACUUUAUUAACCAAAACGUACUUUGGGCAGAAUCUGGCUCCUGGGCCUUGAUUUGUUGACCCCUGGUGUAGGGGAAGCCUAGAGGUGGGGCAGGAUCCUGUGCUAAGAGCAGUGCUGUGACCUAGUUGGGCCAGCAGGGCAGGGCAGGAAGGAGUUACCAGAUCCUAGAAGGAAGGGGCCCUGCGGAGAGGGACUGCCCAGACAGGAACACUGGUCCCUGGAAGGACGCUGCUGUCUAGAGACCACCCCAUGAGGAAGGACAAAUAACCCACGCCUCAUUUGUCUUCCCUCCCUUGCUUCUCCUCUGGUGUGCCCCAUUGACUUAAGCCAGCAGAGCGGAGGGAGCACACUGACCUAUUCUGUAGAGUGCCCUCCCUGGGAACAAAGAACAGGGUGGGGAAAGAAGGAAGCUGUCUGAGGUGAGAAGUUAAUGAACCUGGAUUCUCUCAGUUCCAAGGCAGGUUGUGUAAACGUUUGCUUCCUGUUGUUAUUUAUUAUUCCUAGAUCUCAUAAACAUCUACAUGUCUGAUUCUGUGUGGGGUUUAUGUGCAUUCUUUCACUUUACAGUCUGAAGGGUAAAUGAAUCCAGGGAGCUUGAAGAGAACUUGGUACAGAGACCCAUUCAGUGCAGAAGUUAGUCAUAGAAUUGAUUCAAAUCCCUGGGGCCACUCAAGCUCUCCUUGGCUCUCCACGGCUCUCCACAGGGUUCUUUCUGUAAGGAUGAUUUUGGAAAGUUACUCUAUUAAGGUCUCUUUUGGAGUUUGAAAGCAGGGAAACCCUGUUUGCUUGAAUGAAUGGGUGAAUAUUGACCUUUAAUAGAAUGAGGCAUCAACCGGAAUGAGUGAAUGACUCCAUUUAAGGAAAGUACUAAUUUAGUCAUGUCCUGAAACAUCACGUCACACUGUGGAUUAAAGUGAGGUCAGCAAAAGUGAGUAUCUUUGGUAACCUUGCAAUCCACACUAAUAGAGGCCUUGAAAAUAAGUAUCUUGAGAGUAUGUGUUGUGCUUGGUUCUAUCCUCACUUUUUUGUAUUCGUUAUAAUUCAGUUUCUUGAUUCUUUCUCUAAAAAUUCCACUAAUCUCUAGGACUUUGACUUCUUUAUUUAUAACUCUCAAAGCUAUCACUAAAUGCAUAGUAACCCACACCAACCAGAUAACAAUUCCGUGAAGUCUCACUUUUGCAGGACAUAGGAUAAAUGGGUAUUGGUUUCUGUCAACAAGAGUAGUCAGGGAGUUGAAUCAAGCAGAAUUUGAAAAGGCUAAAGGUUUAGGAUUUCAGCAGGCAUCUCUGGGAGUUUGUGGUAGGUGCUGAUGCUUGUAUUCUGACCAGUAAAUGGUCUUAAAAAGAGAAAUUUCUUACUCUUUGGCGGGGUCUUAGAAUUUGACUUGCAUCACCCUGAAAACUUGUUUCUCUACAUUUUUGUAGUUUGGAUCAUGUAUUUUUACGUUCAGAAAACACACGAAAGUUUGCUGCGAAAACUUCAGAUCUGUGGCAUUGAUGUUUGGCACGGGGCAACUUGGAGAGAUCACCAGUUGUCUUCACUUGAGCAUUGGCAGUGGGGACAAAAUACAUCUCAGGUCUUGAGGAUAGUUGGCUCAGCUUCUAGCACUUACUGAGGUGGGUGGCUGUCCUUACAUAUCUGCUUCAGUUUUGAAUGGCAGUGGGUAACACCGUCAGGUUUGCUAACUGUGUUAUUUUAAUCUGUCUCAUCUUAGACUUUGUUCGCCAGUUCUUAACUGAAGAGCUGAACUUCCCAGUUUUGGGGGGAGGAAGGGUAAAGGAAAGACUUUGGCAGAAAGUGGGCCAUUCCUUAGCCCAGUGUACUUCAGUGCAUGUGUGUGUCAUUUCUUCAAAGGGACAUCUUCCUUGCAGAAUGACAGCAAAAGAACUAAAGGUGAUUUCACUGGGUUUUUCUCCCCGUGCUCUUCCCUCCCUCCCUUUCCCAUCAUACUGCCCCUUACCUCUCUUUCUGUCACAUUUCAUCCAGACUUUCAGGUUCCAUGACCUUGUAAGUAUUCUUGGCAGCCAGACAUAAUUUUGUUGAGAGGGUUACUGCCGACUUAUUAUAUAAAAAUUGGUUUUGAGUGACAUGAGUGGAGAGCCACAGAAGCAGUCUGAGGAUCCUUGGAGGUUGGUCCAUUUCGUCUCCUGCUUGUAUAACGAGAAGACAGAGACAAGAAGCGCUGAGGGGCUUGUUCCCAUCCCGUCAUCUGACAGGUGGAAGACUUGGGGACUGGCUGAGGCCUCAUUUGCCGCAGCGCGCUGCCCACACCCCAACACGUGUUCUUGUCAAAUGCUUUUCUGUUUCUUCAUUCUGGACCUUUUCCUGAAAUGUUCUUGAGCUUCUGUAAGCCCUUUGUCUUUUAAACACACAUUGCAUUUUGGCCCCACGGUAAACAUUAUGAGCUUUGGUGGUGAGUUUGCUCUGUGACUUGCCCGCCACCUCUCAGGUUUCUCCUUGAGACAGUUACCACGUUUGAUUUCUGGGAGCCAAAGAUGAGAUGUGCGUUCCAGGGACAACGUUUUCUUGUGUGUAGCAUCGCUGUGCCGGCCACAGAUGUCACUUUGGAAAGAACACUUGCCUUGGAAAUGGGAUGCUCGGAGGUGUGAUGUAUUAACACUGCAGUCGCUCAUGCAGACAUGGCUUUUCCAGAACGUCGCAGGAACCUUGGUGAUCGGUGAACUGCACACAUAUUGUAUUUGCUCUUUGUCAGGUUCCUGAAGACUUAGCUGUGUAAUUAUAAAGCCCUCUUUUUCCUUUUAAGUACGGUCCAAUGCUGUUUGUGUUCAUUGUGUUCUUAGGCGAUCAUGUUGAAUCACAGAAGCACGAGUAUUUGAAAGAUGAAAUCCUUCCGAGCUGAGAGGUUUUCUGUAUAUGAACUUACUUUUUCUUCAUAAACCAUGCCGUUGCUCUCUCAUACUACGCUUCAAAGAAGAGGCAUCUUACCACAACCCUUCCGUGAACCGAGAGGUAUAAAACCCAGUUAGUUAUACUUGAUGGCAUGCCCUAGUAUGACUUGGUUGUGAAUGAAGCGAUUGUCGAGCACAGGGCUGAACUGCCAGAGACAGCAAUGGUCUAGAGGAGGGGAAAAACUUGAAUUUGUUUUAAAAAUCCCCUUCUUUUAGGUGGAGUCAGUAUCGGCUGCUGCCUUUUGGCUGUUUUGCGAAAAUAAAAUUGUGCUUGCUUGACUGAACUCAGUGAUUUCAUUUAGGUUUUUAACCAAGGGUUGGGGAGGGAGAGUGAGCUCAGAAAGCUUUCUUAGCUGUCCAGCCUCUCGCUGCCUAAUUAGCAUGGUCAAAUACUCAGUUUGGUUUUCGAAGCUUUGGAGAGCUUUAGCCAAGAAGGCCCUUCUGUCCUGGGGCAGGUUUUCUUGAUGCUGAGGAGAUUAGCAGUCAAGAGGCUCUGAGAGCGGCAGUUAGAAUGUACUCGGAGGGCAGCCUUUAGCCCUAGAAGGUAAUUAAUGUUGGACAUUUUUUCCCUUUACAGGCUGAGUGUCAAAUAUCGGACAGGGUUAGAGCCAGCUCAUUAAUCCUGGCAACUGUUACUUCUCUGUGAUGUUAGAAUGUAGAGUAUUUGCCCUUUUAAUUUUAGGCCUUCUUGUCGCCCACAGUCUACUUAUGUCUAGAGGGUGUACUCAGGAGUCUAGCUACAUAUUCUUCCUGGCAGCCAAAAGUUUGCAUUUGUGAAAAGGCAGAAGUGAACAGCUUAUCCUGAGUGUGGUGAAAACUCCCUUGAGUAUUUGCUAGGAUUUUUUUUUUUUAAGUGUUACAACAUGGGUUAAUGUGGUAAUGACCCCUGUGUAUGGGGAGGUCAAUUUUAUAUGAUUUUGGCCAUUUAUAAAGCCUCAUAAGGUGUUUUUUGGAGGGUUGUAUAGAUUUGGAUGAAAGAACAUGGCCCAGGACAUUUGCAUUUUAUCACUGAAAAGGGUUUACUCUCUGUCAAGGGUCACAUAGUGAAUGUUUGGGGUUUGGGGGCCACAUAGUCUCUGUUGCAACUACUCAACCUGGCCUUCUUAGUGUGAAAAUAGCCAGAGACAUUAUGUAAACACAUGAACAUGACUCGUUCCCAUAAAACUUUAUUAAAAAACAAAAACAAAACAGACAGUGAGCCACAUUUGGUUUGCUGGCUAUGGUCGGCUGAUGUUGGCUAGAAAGUGUUGCUUCUGAUACAUAGGUUUGGCUCUGUGGUUAGAUUUCAUCUUAGAGGCUGUUGUCCCUCAUUUUCCUCCUCGUCCCCUACAUUGCAUUGUCACUUGCUAUAUGCCUUAUAAUAAAAACAAUCAUUCCUGAGGUGCAUUGUACAUGCUCUGUCGUUCGCAGGCAACAGAAGGCUCUAGCUAUCAGUUUUGGGGUCUUGUAGUACUGCCAGGAUGGUCACUUAGGACCUCAGAGAGGCUUUCGGGGCCAGCAAAACUGAUCAGCACUUACGCAAGCCACCACUGGUUUCCAGCCAACUGUCAACAAGCUCUGUAUCUUGCUGUAGAAUUUGAGAUAAGCCAUAGUCCCUGGGGCACACUGUGGGAUACAAAAGAAAAGCUGAAAACCUCCCUUUUGCUAAUGAGCUGGUGACAUUUACUUAAUUUAUCCAAGGUCUCCAGCACAAAAGCUCCAGAAACAAUCUUUCCAAAACUCCAGAAGUUUUCCCAAGUUUCCUUUUAAACUAGUGAAAUCCAAGUUAUAUAUAGUUUUCCCAAAUACAGAAAGGAAUCUGCAUUUUUAUUAGAAAGUUGGGAGGAGGGCGCUCUUAGAAAAUCAGGCUUCUUUCUCUUUGACCCCUCUAGGGUUGGUCAGAUUAUUUCAGUCAGUACCUAAUUAUUUGCUCUCUCUGGACAGUUGUGCUCCUUUUCAGUAUUGCUGUCUCACCGUUCCCAGGAUCUCAGGUGUGCCUGUACUGGUGAAGCAACCAGCAGUAGUUGAGUUAUAUGCUCUAUUGACAGACGGAAUGCACAGUGUGAUUUAUGGAAGUUGUUCACAUAGAGAUCACCAGAUAGCUUGAUGCCCUGACAUCCAUGCGAGGUCUUGAGGCCCAUGGAAGAGGAAGAGAAACAUACUGGAAGGAGCAGAUGGAAGUUAAUGAUAUUUUAAGCGUUGUGAUUAAUCGAUCCAGGACUUCUUUUUUUUUUUUUUUUAUGUUUAUUUUAUUUUUUACUUUUGAGACAGAGACAGAGCAUGAGCAGGGGAAGGGCAGAGAGAGAGGGAGACACAGAAUCUGAAGCAGGCUCCAGGCUCUGAGCGGUCAGCACAGAGCCCUAUGUGGGUCUCAGACUCACGGACUGUGAGAUCAUGACCUGAGCUGAAGUCAGACGCUUAACCGACUGAGCCACCCAGGCGCCUCGAUCCAGGACUUCUUUACUUUUUUCCUCCACUAGAACAGAACGUAGUAUUGGAUUUCCAAGACACUGAGUUAAUAACUAGCAAUCUGACUACAUAAACUUUGAUACAUUGGAAGAGCUUAUUAAAAUUUUUGAAAGAGAGAUAAAAGAGAAAGAGAAUCAGUCCAUGGAACCACACAUUAAAUGGGUCAAAACUUAGAAAACACAUAGCUGUGAGUAAACAGAUUGGAUAUUUUAUUUAUUUAUUUUAUUACCAAGUUUGAAAAUAGUGGAAUGACUGUAGGGACCUGAAUCCUAGUCAUUUCAGUCCAGCUGGCUUACGUGUAAAAGUAAGAUGCUAAAUGAAGUGAUUUUUAAGGUGUGUGUGUGUGUGUGUGUGUGUCAAAAUUCUGUCAACAACAAGCCUAAUUAAUUUUCUGAGAACAGUCAUGCUGUCCCUUGCUCACGUCAAGUACAAGCAUUGCCCGGGACGUUUUCACCAAACCUAACCCGGUCUCAGCGUUGCCUGACCCUGUGAGAGAGGAAGCUAUGUGUCUGUCUUUACCAAACAGAACUUGGGAAGCAUUUGUGACCGUCCCAACUUUCAGGGCGUGGCUUCUGCUCUCAGGGUUCCAACCAGCCGACUUAGAAGUGAACCCUGGGAGCAGAGUCUGUUGAUGAGGUGGGGCCCACCUCUUGGAGAUGGAUGGGGUUCUCAAGGCCCUUCUCCCCAGGGCAGGGCUCACCCUCCGGCAGCUGUGGCUUUGAUUGAAAAGGUAUGCAGCCCUCCAGAGCUGACUGCAACCAAAUGGCAUUGGUCUUUGAAAAAUGUACUUCAGCGCACAGUCUCUGUGGAACGUGUUUACUUAGGGAUUUUGCCCUUGCUUAGAAGUGAGAAUGUGGUUUGAGCUGGAUUGCCCCUCACUGAAGGCAUUUGCUGUGAAUGUGUCUUCAACUAAUAUGCUUAAGGAUUUAUAACGAAGAGUCAUUCUUAAAUAAAAGGACGCUGAUACAGAAAGCAGUAAUGGUGGAUGGUAUCUCUGUUUGAAGAUAAGGGUUUUGUCACAAAGCCAGGGUUUAUGGUGGGAAUACUGAGUAGCGGACCAUGGCAGGUGAUAAAUCACUUUUCUCACCACUGGAUAUUGAGAAGAAAGGAAUGCAAAGACCUUUUUUAAAAAAUAGGAAAAGAAGUGCUCCGGAGCAUUUAUAAAUGAUAUAGAAUGUUUGCAGUAGAACCAAGAUUGUGGGUAUGCAUGGCGUGAGGUGAAACGUUGUAAUUCAAUUAUGAGGAAAGCUUUUAUAAAAAUACAAGUUUUUAGACAUAGAGUUUCUAAAAACUGAGUCCAUACAUUGAAUGGAGUCAAAUGAUGUUUUUUGAUUUAGGGUUUUCAUGCAAGUUGAACAGGUAAAUAUGGUGAUCCUAAAACUCAGGACCUUUAUCUUGUCUUUACUUCCUGCACAAGUUUUCUUGACAUUGCCCACUACUAGGUAAAUCAGAAAAAAACAGGAAGAAGACUCAUUUACAGCACGCUAAGGGUGAGAACAAAGUAAGCACUGUAAGAAAUUUUUGAGGGACAUUUUGAAAGGUAUGAGUCCAGAGAGGAAUUUGGGAGGUGGGGGUCCUCCUCCUCCCCCAUUCUUGGUCCCCAGGGGAAAUGAUGCCAUUGCCCCUUGGACACAUUGAGGCUCCUACUUUCCUCCACCAUGCUUCCUUGUGGGUAGGAAGGCCCUGACCCCUCAUCAGUCAAAGACUAGCCUUUGGGGAAACCUGAAGCUAGGCAGCUGGCCAACUGGAGUGGUAGAUUUUCUUACAGAGGCUUUAGUCCUUUUUAAAGGGCUCUGCUAAAUCAUAGUUCCAUCAUUGGGUGAGGGUGUGGGUUCACACAGCAUUAAUAAUGGUGAGGCUGGGGACAGAUAAGGUAUGGGUGUGAGGUGAGGACUCCUUUGCCACUUAGUAUGAUAUGAACAAUAAAUUCAUGUCCAGGAAUUCUCUUGAUGUGCUGCUUUUAUUUGGCGACUAACACAAAAAAUGGAAUACCCCUGUAGUUAUUGACAUCAAAUGCCAUUGCAAGGUCUUCAGUUUUGUUAAUGUUCCUCAAGUGUCUUCUAUUUUUUUUAAUGUUUAUUUUUGAGAGAGACUGAGUGUGAGUGGGGGUGGGGCAGAGAGACAGUGAGACAUAAAAUCCGAAGCAGGCUCCAGGCUCUGAGCUGUCAGCACAGAGCCCGAUGUGGGGCUCAAACUCAGGAACGGCAAGAUCAGGACCUGAGCUGAAGUCGGACGCUUAACCGACUGAGCCACCCAGGCGCCACCCCUCCUCAGGUGUCUUCUAGACUGUAUGCUCUAUGAGUUGGCCAGUCAGGAUUUGUUAGUUCAGUCAUUUGUUCAUUUGUUAGUUUGUGCAUUCAUUCAUUCAAGAAAUAUCUGAGGCCUUGUGCGUACCAGUUACUGCCUUGGUGCCACUACACCCAAGAGACGUAAACAAGCCUCCUUUCCUGAUGGGCUUAUUAUCCUAGGAGGUUAGAGCCAGUGAUAAGCCAAACCAAGUAUAUAAUGUGUCGGCUGGACAGUGAGUGCCUGGAAGGAAAUGAAGCAGGGUAAGGGGGACCAGAAGUGAGGGAAUGCUAACAUAGCCUCCAUUAUGUUCCCAGCUACCCUCAGGUAUCAGCAUCUCCUAACCUUCUCUGCCUGUUACCCUGACAACAGCAAGACCCUCAUCCCAUUUAGUGAUGAGGAGACCAAGGCACAAUGUUUAUGUCCUCCUAAGGGGACAUAGGAGCUACAUGUCAUAUUACCCAGAGCCCUUGCUCUGAACCCCUCCAGUGUCCCUCAUCUUGACAGCUGCCGUUUCUAUCCCAGGACCCGGUGAAGGAUCGGUGGGUAUGUGUUUGAAUUUGCAACUCAAAGGCAACAUGCCAAGUACUGGAGAGGAAAGAGACUUGAACUUGGGUACUGCCUGGAGAAGUCCCAGAGCAGUGAAGAGGGUGCCUGGGAACACUGCCACCGUGCUAGGAAUGUCCCGGGAGCCCUGAGCACUGCAGGCUUUGGGGUGCAGUGGUGGCAUGGUGGUUCUGGUUCUCUUCUCAGAGAACUUCACUGAGGAGGAGCUGGUACAGAGUAAAGGAGAGAAAGGCAUUUGGUGCAGUAGGAAUUGUCAGAGUAGAAACCAGAGGCUUGAAAGAAUGUGACCCCCCCAAGACGCAGGAAUAGGUGCCUUUGUAUAGGUAUGAGGUGUGCCUGCGGCCCCUCCCUCCACUCCUCCUCAGAAGAGAUUCUUAACCUGCUUGUCGGGAUGUUCACCUGAGGUGAUUUUGAGUGAAACUCAAGUCUUCAUUUCAUGCAACAUUCUUCAGCUUCCUCUUCUCUAGGAACUAAAAGUUUGAGGAAGGACCUUCUAAAAUCUUGUGUCCUGUGAUGACUCCAGGAAUAAAGAAGAAUUGAACAUAAUUGACGGGGUGAGGCAACGUGAUGAGGAGAAAGGUCAUGUGAUUUGGAACCACAUGAAUUUGAUUAACGUUUUGGCCGUAGUACGUUCCUUGGGCAAGUUCAUUGACUUCUUACGGCCUCAGUUUUUUCAUCUGGAAACGGGAUAAUGACAUGUACAUCCUGAUCAGGAGCGAAAUAGGAAUUUUGUCAGGGCUCCCUAACUUCCAUUGCCUUUCCCUUGCUGCCCAGCAAAUCUCUUUUAAAAACUAGGGGUCUGGGGGCGCCCAGGUUGAGGGUCCGACUUUAGGUCAGGUCAUGAUCUCACAGUUUGUGGGUUCGAGUCCCAUGUCGGGCUCUGUGCUGACAGCUCAGAGCCUGGAGCCUGUUUUGGAUUCUGUGUCUCCCUCUCUUUCUGCCCCUACCCCACCCCCCUCAAAAAUAAAUGUAAAAAAAAAAAAAUUUUUUUUUUCAACUUGGGCGGCUGGCUUACCUUCAUCAAAUAGAGACAGUUUCCAGCACAGUGCUCUGGGUGGGUCCAAAACAACGCUUGUAGGCUUAUCAAUGUGCCUGUCACUUGUUCCAGUCACAGGAUUUCAAUUUCCUCUUAGUGCUGUGGCUGGUUAUUUAAUUUUUAAGAAAUCGCAUGGCAAACACCACGUAUCAGGAGCCAGGGCUAUGAAAAGGGUAUGCCGCAAAAAGGGUUUGGUUUUUCGCCAGCUGAUUCCAGGCCACCUUUGCUGCCACGUGCUGGUGCAUCAGAUGACUGGCACAGGAAUCCUCAGCUCGCUGCUGAUUGGCCUUUCUCACUUGGGUCACUAGAGGGUAGUUCUGCAGUGUAAUGUGUCCGUCAUCAGGGCACCGGCAUGCAUUUACCAAAAUUCUGCAGGAAGAGUGAUUCUCUGCUCUGAUGUGGGAAGAGCCCUGUGGAUCUCCAGGUCAACGGCAAAGACUUAUCCAGAGCAACUCAUGACCAGGCUGUGGAAGCUUUCAAGACGGCCAAAGAGCCCAUUGUGGUACAGGUGUUGAGGAGAACCCCACGGACCAAAAUGUUCACGCCUCCAUCCGAGUCGCAGCUGGUGGACACAGGAACCCAGACCGACAUCACCUUCGAGCACAUCAUGGCUCUCACGAAGAUGUCCUCUCCCACCCCACCUGUGUUGGAUCCCUAUCUCCUGCCAGAGGAGCAUCCCUCAGCCCACGAGUACUAUGACCCCAAUGACUACAUUGGAAGCAUCCAUCAGGACAUGGACAGGGAGGAGCUGGAGUUGGAGGAAGUGGACCUCUACAGAAUGAACAGCCAGGACAAGCUGGGCCUCACAGUGUGCUACCGGACAGACGAUGAAGAGGACAUUGGGAUUUAUAUAAGUGAGAUCGACCCUAACAGUAUCGCGGCCAAGGAUGGGCGCAUCCGAGAAGGAGAUCGCAUUAUCCAGAUUAAUGGGAUAGAGGUGCAGAACCGUGAAGAGGCUGUGGCUCUUCUAACCAGUGAAGAAAACAAAAACUUUUCUUUGCUGAUUGCAAGGCCUGAACUCCAGCUGGACGAGGGCUGGAUGGACGAUGACAGAAACGACUUUCUGGACCACCUGCACAUGGACAUGCUUGAGGAGCAACACCAGCAGGCCAUGCAGUUCACUGCCAGCAUGCUGCAGCAGAAGAAGCAUGAGGAAGACGGGGGAACCACAGACACCGCCACCAUCCUGUCCAACCAGCACGAGAAGGACAGCGGCGUGGGACGGACAGACGAGAGCACACGCAACGACGAGAGCUCGGAGCAGGAGAACAACGUCGACGAUGCCACCGCGUCAUCCACCCCGCUGGCCGGGCAGAGGAAGCUCACUUGCAGCCAGGACACCCUGGGCAGCGGCGACCUGCCGUUUAGCAAUGAGUCCUUCCUGUCUGCCGACUGCGCCGAUGCCGACUACCUAGGCAUCCCCGUGGACGAGUGCGAGCGCUUCCGGGAACUCCUGGAGCUCAAGUGCCAGGCCAAGAACAGCAACCCCUACAGCCUGUACUACGCCAGUAGCCCCCUGGACGCCAGCAAGAGCGACCCCGAGAGCGUGGACAAAGAGCUGGAGCUGCUGAACGAGGAGCUGCGCAGCAUCGAGCUGGAAUGCCUGAGCAUCGUGCGCGCGCACAAGAUGCAGCAGCUCCGGGAGCAGUACCGCGAGUCCUGGAUGCUGCACAACAGCGGCUUCCGCAACUACAACACCAGCAUCGACGUCCGCAGGCACGAGCUGUCGGACAUCACCGAGCUCCCGGAGAAAUCCGACAAAGACAGCUCGAGCGCCUACAACACGGGGGAGAGCUGCCGGAGCACCCCGCUCACCUUGGAAAUGUCCCCCGACAACUCCUUGAGGAGAGUGGCAGAGGGCAGCAGCGAGGGGGCCGUGGGGACCACAGAAGCUUACGGGCCGUCCCCAAAGAACCUGCUGGCCAUCACCGAAGAUCCCGAGGUGGGCAGCGCCAGCUACAGCCCCCCUCCUCCUCAAGAGCUGGGGACCAGCCAGGCCCCCGAGAGCAGGGAGCGCAGGCCCAGCGACGACAGCGGGAGUCCCAGCCCCGGCCCGAAGCUGGCCGGCUCGUACCUGUCCCCCUUCCCCCACUCGCCCUACAAACACGCCCACAUCCCGGCGCACGCGCAGCACUACCAGAGCUACAUGCAGCUGAUCCAGCAGAAGUCGGCCGUGGAGUACGCGCAGAGCCAGAUGAGCCUGGUGAGCAUGUGCAAGGACCUGAACUCGGCAGGCCAGGCGGAAGCCAGGAUGGAGUGGAAAGUGAAGGUCCGCAGCGACGGCACGCGCUACAUCACCAAGCGGCCAGUGCGGGACCGCCUGCUGCGGGAGCGCGCUCUCAAGAUCCGCGAGGAGCGCAGCGGCAUGACCACCGACGACGACGCGGUGAGCGAGCUCAAGCUGGGGCGCUACUGGAGCAAAGAGGAGAGGAAGCAGCACGUGGUGAAGGCCAAGGAGCAGAGGCGCAGGCGCGAGUUCAUGAUGCAGAGCAGGCUGGAUUGCCUGAAGGAGCAGCAAGCGGCCGACGACAGGAAGGAGAUGAACAUCCUUGAACUGAGCCACAAAAAGAUGAUGAAGAAGAGGAAUAAAAAGAUAUUUGAUAAUUGGAUGACAAUCCAGGAACUCUUAACCCACGGCACAAAAUCACCAGAUGGCACGAGAGUAUACAAUUCCUUCUUAUCCGUGACUACUGUAUAAUUUUCACUUCUGCGUCAUGUACAUAAAAGAGAACGCUACCGUUGGGGUAGAAAUUCCUGCCUCGUUCAAUGCGGCAAGUUUUUGUAUAUAAGAUAAAUACGGUCAUCCUGUUUAUAGUCCAGAUUGGCCAGCUCUGCAACUAGCUCUAUUUUAAGUGGAGAAAAACCACCCUUAACAAAGGCACUAUUAACAAACAGAGCUUUUUUCAAAUAGCAAUUGUACUUUUUUACUUCCUACCUUUUACAUAAAGUGUUUAAAUUUCAAAAAGAUCUUUUUAUUAAGCAUACUUUCACAGAAUAAUUUGUUUAAAACUAUAUUCAUAUAAAAAAGUUAAACACGCUUUUUUUUUUUCCUGCCGAAAACACAGAUACAACUGCCAGUGUGUAUUUUUAAUGGAACUCUAUUUUAUAAUGUUACUUUGUUGGAUGUGUUUCAUAUGAGUGACCAUUAAUAUAUAAUUUAGGUCAAGGCUUCAACUCAACACUACCAAGCUGUGUGGUUAAUGAUUUAAUAUACAUAACCAAACCAGCAGUGUUUAGAGUUGGGAUACACAUUUAAACAUUUUUCUGGUUAAAGUUCCCAAGAGUGUGUAAAGGUUUUAACAGAAAGCAAAAUAUCAUGCAGCUUUAUGGAAGUUUAAAGCAUGUUUGCAAAUAUUGCAGCCCAAUGGAAGAAUUUGCAUGUACAGGAAAGUUGUGGAUGGAGAUGGUUUGUGGAAUUUUAAGUGCUCAUUGUAGUAAACCUUUGCUUUGUAGAUUUGAAGGGACAGAGUUUUACAAGCAAGCUCAUGAAAUCAUGAUUAGUUAAACAUUAAGUAAAAUGAAGUUAAAAUAAAUUAUUAUUUUCUAUUUGA
Messenger RNA from Acinonyx jubatus (cheetah), 17210 nucleotides. RefSeq names its product PDZ domain containing ring finger 3 (gene PDZRN3). The record is from RefSeq and is a predicted model, not a curated record. Lineage: Eukaryota; Metazoa; Chordata; Mammalia; Carnivora; Felidae. The coding region runs from base 14195 to 16357 and encodes 720 amino acids. Gene Ontology annotation, biological process: protein ubiquitination; neuromuscular junction development. The transcript has 8 exons. Gene Ontology annotation, molecular function: ubiquitin protein ligase activity; protein binding; zinc ion binding. Gene Ontology annotation, cellular component: neuromuscular junction.